Petromyzon marinus (sea lamprey) is the source of this 1643-nucleotide messenger RNA. The record is from RefSeq and is a predicted model, not a curated record. NCBI's taxonomy places the organism in Eukaryota, Metazoa, Chordata, Hyperoartia, Petromyzontiformes, Petromyzontidae.
UAAUCUCACAAUAAAGCUAUCGCAGCUGAGUGGGUUUGGUGGCCAGCACCAUGCCCGGCCGCCUAUGUGUUCGAGGGUGGCGAUGUUUACGACACACCGCACAAAGUACAAAUUUGAGGCUCAGUUGACCCUAAGGGAUGAGGCCAAGGACAGAUUCAGAUAAUCGUUACCAAUUGUGGUGUUGAUGGACGUGAGUGAGAAUCGAACUCGGGUCUCUGAUGGUUUUUUAGUUCAGCGCUAACGUUACAGACACCACUCCCUAAGCUGUGGAACAAUGAGUUUAUCUCUCUUUACUAAUCUCACAAUAAAGCUAUCGCAGCUGAGUUCCUCUGAUUUAUAUUGACAAGAAAACUGUAUGAUCUUGGGACGUGCGUACAGUAGCCAUGGUCACCUAGAGGCUGCUGUUUGCGCACCUAGGGGCACGAGUUCAGAUUCUAGGGAGUGUCUCCAGAUGUCAAUGACAAUUAAAAUAUAUAUUUAGCAGUUUACUUCCUUCUCCACCGUUGUUAUAAGAGAGAGGUCCUGGUCCAGCUUCUCUCUGAGCCACAAAGUGAGCGAUCCCAGUGAAGCCAUGGGUCAUGGCGAGCGCGACUCCCAGUAAGAGUGUGGAUAGUGAGCUGUGCUGCUCCAUAUGCCUGGACACGUUCGUCUGCCCCUCCACACUGAGCUGUGGACACUCGUUCUGCCUCCGGUGCCUGGAGGCCGCCUGGGAGACGGCGAGCAGCUUCAGCUGCCCGCAGUGCCAAGUGACCUUCCCUGUGCGACCCCAGCUGAGGAGGAACGUGGUCCUCGCCAACCUGGCGGAGCAGCUCAGAGUUGGAGUCGGGAUGGCCGAGGCCAUUGUGUGUGACAUCUGCAGUGGUGGCCAGAUUCCUGCAGUGAAGACCUGCCUGAGAUGUGAGAUGUCUUACUGUGCAACGCACGCAAGGCCUCACUUGGAGAAUCCCAGGUUAAGAGAACACCUCCUGGUGGCUCCCAUCGCGAACCUGGAGGAGCGACGCUGCCAGCAGCACAGACAGGAGCUCAUUCUGUACUGUGAACAGGAUGACAGCCUGGUCUGCACAGUCUGUACCAUCGCUGGGGAACAUAGAGAGCAUGAGGUCAUUCCAUUGGAAAAUGCACAACGGACAAAACAGGUGAGAUAUAAAUCAAUACCACCUCACAACCUGGGAGGUUGGAAGAUGCAAACGGAGGCAUUGAGACUCGAGAAGACGGAGAGAGAGGAGAAGAAGACUACGGCAGAAUCACGGACACAGCAGCUCAAGGGUACCUUCAAACACGUGCAGGAGUCUCUGCGUGGGACCAAGGCGCGGAUCAGCCGAGAGUUUGACCGCCGGAGGGAGCAGCUGAGAGAGGAGGAGAGGGAGGCGCUGGAGCGCGUGGACGAGGAGGGCCGCUCCGUGCUGUCCCGCAUCCAGGCGGACAUCGCUCGCUACGAGAGCAGAGCACGCGGCCUGGAGCAGGAGAUCAACCAGCUGCUCGCCGCACUCACCGUGCAGGACCCGCUCUCCUUCCUGCAGGUGGCACCACCUCCAUUCACUCGCCGUGGUGUCCAGGAUAUAUUAACUACUUCGCCUGGUAUGCAGGAGAUCGUGGGUUCGACCCCGAUCUUGAUGAUUCCUGCUGUAAAUUUAGAGUUUGCG